AUUGUUUCUCUGAUGAUGUGUAAGUCCUCUUGGAGUCUCUCUUACUACUUCUUGAAGCUUUCCCUUACAACCCGACGUCCUGGGCAUCUUUGUUUUUCAUCUUUUUCCCAACAGAGGAAACAUGAUUUUGGAACUAAAACGAAGCGAAUUCCGCUAAUCAUCAACGAGAAAUCAAGUGGGGCACCGGCUGUUUCAGAUAUAUAUCGCUGCAAUGUGAGGAUUAGUGAUCUGGGUCGCCAUGGCAAAGUCAAGGAAGCAAGGAAACUGUUCGACGAAAUGCCCCAACGGAAUUCUUUUUCAUAUGCUUCAAUGAUCACUGUUUAUGUGAAAAAUAAUGAUCUUCCCGGAGCUGAAAGGCUCUUUAGGACAAUGCCUCCGAGGGAAAUUGUUUCCGAGUCUGCAAUGAUCAAUGCCUACGUGAAGGCCGGUCGGGUAGAUGAGGCUCGAAAAAUGUUUGAGGAAAUGGCUGAAAGAAAUGUGUUCUCUUGGACCAGUUUGAUAUCUGGGUAUUUCUGGAUUCGUCAAGUUGAAGAGGGUCGUAGGCUUUUUGAUCGAAUGCCCGUGAAGACUAUCGUAUCUUGGAUAACGGUGGUUCUGGGUUAUGCUCAGAAUGGUUUGAUUGAUCAAGCCCGUGAUAUUUUCGAUAAAAUGCCUGAGAAAAAUGUUGUUGCUUGGACAGCUAUGAUCAAGUCUUAUGUUGAGAAUGAUCUAAUUGAUGAGGCAUUUAAGCUCUUCCAUGAUAUGCCUCAGAGAAACUUGUUUACUUGGAAUAUUAUGAUUUCUGCUUGCCUAAAUGCUAACAGAGUAACUGAAGCUAUUCAGCUGUUUAAUUCCAUGCCUCAAAGGAACUCAAUUUCUUGGACAUGUAUGGUUUCAGGACUGGCACGAAAUGGGAUGAUAUACAGUGCAAGGGAAUACUUUGAUCAGAUGCCCAGCAGAGACAUAGCUGCAUGGAACGCAAUGAUCACAGCAUAUGCUGAUGAAGGCAACAUGGAUGAAGCUAGUGAGCUUUUUCAAUUGAUGCCUAGCAAGAAUGUUAUCACUUGGAAUGCCAUAAUAGAUGGAUAUUCGAGAAGUGGCCCUGAAGGUGAAGCAUUAAGGCACCUAAUCCUCAUGUUUCAUUUUGGCUUAAGACCUGAUGAGACCACCAUUACCAGUGUGUUGACCUCUUGUGAAGCAAUGCUCGAGCUUACACAAGUCCAUGCUCUCGUUAUUCCUCUUGGAUUUGAGGACAAUGCUUCUCUAGUAAAUGCUCUUAUUACGAAGUAUUCAAGAAUUGGAGAGCUGAACUCUGCCAGGCUUGCUUUUGAAAGUCUCAAGUCUAAGGAUCUUGUGUCAUGGACUUCCAUGAUAUUAGCAUAUUCAAAUCAUGGAUAUGGUCUGCACGCAUUGAAUGUCUUUGCACGGAUGCUAAGAUCAGGUGUCAAGCCAGAUGAGAUUACUUUUGUGGGAGUCUUGUCAGCUUGUAGUCACGCUGGUCUUGUUGAGAAGGGCCAAAGGCUUUUUGAUUCAAUGAGGCGCGCUUAUGGCUUAAAACCAUGGGCAGAGCAUUAUUCCUGUCUUGUUGACGUCUUUGGUCGAGCAGGACAAGUCGAGAAGGCCAUGCGUGUUGUCAGCAAAAUGCCCCUAUCUGAUCGUGAUGGUGCUGUACUUGGAGCUCUGCUAGGGGGAUAUGUUCUCCUGGCUAAUGUAUACGCCGCAUGCGAGAAAUGGGAUGAGUUUGCUCAAGUGAGGAAGAUGAUGAAAGAGAGGAACGUGAAGAAAGUACCCGGUUAUAGUCAGAUAGAAGUUAAAGGGAAGAAUCAUGUAUUCUUUGUAGGGGACAGAACUCAUCCACAAGUUCAGGAAGUUUAUGAAAUGUUGACCGAUACAUUACUGCCAUCAAUGCAAGAAAGGGGUUAAUCUAGGAAACUCAUAUCAUAUAUGCGUAGCAGCACGUAAGAGAUUAAAGAAAGUACCUAUUCAAAU
Rubroshorea leprosula is the source of this 1968-nucleotide messenger RNA. The record is from the annotation of a GenBank genome assembly. Lineage: Eukaryota; Viridiplantae; Streptophyta; Magnoliopsida; Malvales; Dipterocarpaceae.